GAACAGCGCGCGUGUCGUCAUGACAUGCCCCCAACAAGUGCCCCUUUAUAUGUAUCCGCUCUAUCGCCAUCAACCUAACAUUUUCAACCCAAUUUUGGACUCUCAGAUCCAUGAACCGGAGUUCAUAUUCGCUGGAGAUUGCUCUUCUUGAUUGAUGUAGAGGACUGGAUUUUUGGCCAUGGAGACGGAAAAUCCGGGUAAUUAUACUUUCACGGGAAGGAGUUUCAGCGAGUUGAGUAACAACGAUGAUUCCUCUGCUUUCAGCGACUGUAACAGCGACAGAUCCGGAGAGUUUCCGACAACCUCGUCUCAGAGCCGGCGGUUGCUCCUCUCCUGUGCGGCCGAGAACUCCGAUGAACUGAUUCAUAAUCUCGUAUCGGAUCUCGAGUCCUGUUCGAUUGAAGAGCAGAAGCAAGCGGCCAUGGAGAUUCGGUUACUCGCGAAGAACAAAUCAGAGAACCGUAUCAAAAUUGCUAGGGGAGGCGCAAUUAAGCCGCUAAUUUCGUUAAUCUCCUCCUCCGAUUCUCAACUUCAAGAGUACGGUGUCACUGCGAUUCUGAACCUCUCUCUCUGUGACGAGAACAAGGAACUCAUAGCCUCAUCGGGAGCCAUCAAGCCACUGGUUAGGGCCCUAAAAACAGGGACAUCGACAGCGAAGGAGAACGCAGCUUGUGCUCUGCUUCGCCUCUCACAGGUGGAAGAGAACAAGGUCGCAAUCGGGAGGUCAGGUGCGAUUCCACUCCUUGUGUACCUUCUAGAGACAGGUGGAAUCCGCGGGAAGAAAGACGCUUCAACGGCGCUAUAUUCUCUAUGCUCUGUCAAAGAGAACAAAAUCAGGGCUGUCCAGGCCGAGAUCAUGAAGCCACUGGUGGAAUUGAUGGCGGAUUUCAGUUCCAACAUGGUUGACAAAUCAGCGUUCGUGUUAAGCGUGUUGGUUACGGUGCCGGAGGCGAGAACAGCAUUGGUAGAAGAAGGUGGAAUCCCCGUACUGGUCGAGAUCGUGGAAGUUGGUUCACAAAGACAGAAGGAGAUCGCAGUGGUGAUUCUGUUGCAGAUUUGCGAGGACAGUGUGGUGUACCGUAGUAUGGUGACCCGCGAAGGAGCGAUUCCUCCCUUGGUGGCUUUGUCUCAAUCCGGCACCAGUCGCGCCAAGCAAAAGGCGGAGACACUGAUAGAGCUUCUACGGCAACCAAGAUCCGGCAACCCCGCUGCGAGAACAUCAGAUAUGUCAGUGUGAGUGUCCCCAUCCACAUGCAAAAGAAUAUCGAAAUGAUCAAAUCAGUAAAAACACAGUAGUUUUGUUUUUUUUUUUUGGAAAACAAAAAAAAUUGUAAAUAUCUUUGUGACAGUGCUUGGAAGUUGGAAUGACUUGAUUUUGGUUUCAUAUUCGUCUC
Messenger RNA from Tripterygium wilfordii, 1394 nucleotides. RefSeq names its product U-box domain-containing protein 4. Gene Ontology annotation, cellular component: cytoplasm; nucleus. The record is from RefSeq and is a predicted model, not a curated record. Bases 179 to 1237 code for a protein of 352 amino acids. Gene Ontology annotation, molecular function: protein binding. Lineage: Eukaryota; Viridiplantae; Streptophyta; Magnoliopsida; Celastrales; Celastraceae. The transcript is spliced from 2 exons.